Portunus trituberculatus (swimming crab) is the source of this 1205-nucleotide messenger RNA. It is a transcript of the gene AIMP3, whose product is annotated as eukaryotic translation elongation factor 1 epsilon-1-like. Gene Ontology annotation, biological process: positive regulation of DNA damage response, signal transduction by p53 class mediator. The record is from RefSeq and is a predicted model, not a curated record. Lineage: Eukaryota; Metazoa; Arthropoda; Malacostraca; Decapoda; Portunidae. The coding region runs from base 73 to 588 and encodes 171 amino acids. The transcript is spliced from 4 exons. Gene Ontology annotation, cellular component: aminoacyl-tRNA synthetase multienzyme complex; nucleus; cytoplasm.
UCAACAAACACACGUGCCAGAGGUAGCCAGAUUUUAAAGGGACAGCAUAUUUCCUCCCAAAACACACAAAUAAUGGAGAAGAAAGUGCUACGCGAGGUGGUGAAGUACUUGAAGCUUGACAAAGUGAAGAUAGAUUCUGAUAAGGACACGGUUGCAGUGGAGGCCAAGGGGAAGAGGACCUCAGGAUUCGUCUGCGGCACCCUGGCACUGGUCCGCACCUUUGGGCCACACCUGGAGGGCACCACACACCUGGAGAGAACCCUGACACACUCCUGGCUCACCUAUUUUUCCACGAGACUCUUUCACUGUGCUUCAUUAGAGGCAUUGGGGAGCUGUCUUCACCAUGUCAAUAAGGAGCUGGAAAACCGCGCCUUCCUGUGUGGCUUCAGUCUGACCAUAGCCGAUGUGGUCUUGUUCCUGACGCUACAUCCUUUUGUCACUACCUGGUCAUUUAUGCAUAAGGAGCAGUACCAGAACCUCUCCCGCUGGUUCAAGACAGUACAAAGUGAUGAAAGGUUCUCUGCCACUCACUCCCCAGUUCAGUUUUCCAGAACUGCACUAUAUGGAGGUUCUGUUCGGGUUCAUUGAUAUUAGCUGAGGUUCAAUAGGUUCUUUUUUUUUUUCUUUUUUUUUUUUACAUAUUUGUAUUUUUUUUAUUGUUUUUUAUUUUUUUUUUAUUUAGCUAUUUCUUCUUAUCUUUUUAUUGCUUUUAUUUGUUCUUUGCCUUUUCUUUAUUUUUCAUUUUCUUUUUCUCCCUUUAUUUAUUUUUUUUCUUAUUUCAGGUUCUCUAUCUCUCUGUCCUCCCUUUUCCUCUUUUUUUUCUAUAAUUUCUCAAGUCCAUACUUUCUUUCUCUGUUAUUUCCUUCAUUUCUCUUUUUAAAACUUUUCUAUCUUCUCUUCUAUUCCUUUAUUUAUUUUCUUUCUUUCCUCUUCUAUUCCUUUACUUUAUAUUUCCUGUAAUCCCAUCUUUUUCUCCUUUCCUUUCCCUUCUACUAAAAUUAUUCUUCCCUGCUUCUCCACAAAUUAACUAACUUUUCCAUCAACAUUCAGUCAUCUGUUAUUCCCUCAAAGUGUCAGUCUUCGUUUGCUCUGAGAUGUCAUUUUAUCCUUUACUGACUGACCAAGAGGGAUUUCCAAAGCAAUAGAAGGUUGUUUCUCUCACUUCACACUGUAAGACUGUUCUGUUACUAAAAUGGUAUCUUGUA